GUCAUGCUCUAUUGCGCAUGCCUUGGGGAGGGGCAGCAACAGAGACUGACAGUGGGGCAGAGGCCUGAGCGAGGGGGAAAAAACCUCUCCCGGGCCCGCGGGUAGACCAAAACGGCUAGUGCGUCACUUCCUCUGGGGGCGGGACGGGGCGGGGCUGAGUAGGCGGCGACCCGGCAGCUGCGUGAGUGUUUGUGUUGAAAGCUCAGCUGAUGCAGGCCGGCCGGAGUGGACGUCAAUGCCGGGAACAAGCGAGUCGCCGCCGCCGCCCUAGUGACUGCGGCCUGCAUCCCGGUAAGACCAUGAAUUGUGGCAUUUCUUAAAUGAAGCAUUCAAGAAUGAAGUGAGAGAAUGGCAUAUAGAAAAUAAACGAUUUUUAAGUUAUGUCUGUUUAUCUGACUGUAGAUAUAUAUAUUUACCUCCUUAGUAAUGCAAGAAGCCUUUGUGGGAAGCAGAGAAGCAAGCAGCUGCAUUUCUUGUUCUCACCUAAGCAUUACUGGAGGAUAAGUCACAUCAGUCUACAAAGAGGUUUUCAUACAAACAAAGUGAGAUGUAAAUGGACCAAAAGUGAAGCACAUUCUUGCAGUAAGCACUGUUACUCGCCAAGCAACCAUGGUUUACAUAUUGGAAUUCUGAAACUUAGCACGUCUGCUCCCAAGGGACUUACAAAAGUGAACAUUCGUAUGUCCCGUAUUAAAAGUACUUUGAACUCUGUUUCCAAGGCUGUUUUUGGCAAUCAAAAUGAAAUGAUUUCACGUUUAGUUCAAUUUAAGCCAAGUUCUCGAAUUUUAAGAAAAGUAUCAGAUAGUGGCUGGUUAAAACAGGAAAACAUUAAACAAGCCAUCAAAUCUCUGAAAAAAUAUAGUGACAAAUCAGUAGAAAAGAGUCCUUUUUCAGAAGAGAAAAGUCACAUUAUAGACAAAGAAGAUACAGGUAAACACAGUCUUUUUCAUUACACAAAUACUAUAACCACAAAAUUUGGAGAGUCAUUCUACUUUUUGUCAAAUCAUAUUAAUUCAUAUUUCAAACAUAAAGAAAACAUGUCUCAAGAAAAGGAAAAUAAACAUUUCCAGGAUGAAUCAGAACUUGAAGAUAAAAAAGUUGAAGAGAGGAAAGUAAGUUCUCCAGAUCCUGCCAUCCUGGCUGAUAAGCCAGGCUCAGAAUCUUUAGAUACUGUGGACAAGCCUGUGAGUCCUGGUGCGAUACCUGAUGUUCUUCCAGUUUCAACUAAACAAAGUAUUGCUAACUUUCUUUCUCGUCCCACGGAAGGUGUACAAGCUUUAGUAGGAGGUUAUAUUGGUGGACUUGUCCCCAAAUUAAAGUAUGAUUCAAAGAGUCAGUCAGAAGAACAAGAAGAGCCUGCUAAAACUGAUCAGGCUGUCAGCAAAGACAGAAAUGCAGAGGAGAAAAAGCGUUUAUCUCUUCAGCGAGAAAAGAUUAUUGCAAGGGUGAGUAUUGAUAAUAGGACCCGGGCGUUAGUUCAGGCAUUAAGAAGAACAACUGACCCAAAGCUCUGCAUUACUAGGGUUGAAGAACUGACUUUUCAUCUUCUAGAAUUUCCAGAAGGAAAAGGAGUGGCUGUCAAGGAAAAAAUUAUUCCAUAUUUAUUACGACUGAGACAAAUUAAGGAUGAAACUCUUCAGGCUGCAGUUAGAGAAAUUUUGGCCUUAAUUGGCUACGUGGAUCCAGUGAAAGGGAGAGGAAUCCGAAUUCUCACAAUUGAUGGUGGAGGAACAAGGGGCGUGGUUGCUCUCCAGACCCUACGAAAAUUAGUUGAACUUACUCAGAAGCCAGUUCAUCAGCUCUUUGAUUACAUUUGUGGUGUUAGUACAGGUGCCAUAUUAGCUUUCAUGUUGGGGUUGUUUCAUAUGCCCUUGGAUGAAUGUGAGGAACUUUAUCGAAAAUUGGGAUCAGAUGUAUUUUCACAAAAUGUCAUUGUUGGAACAGUCAAAAUGAGUUGGAGCCAUGCAUUUUAUGACAGUCAAACAUGGGAAAACAUUCUUAAGGAUAGGAUGGGAUCUGCACUGAUGAUUGAAACAGCAAGAAACCCCACAUGUCCUAAGGUAGCUGCUGUAAGUACCAUAGUAAAUAGAGGGAUAACACCAAAAGCUUUUGUGUUCAGAAACUAUGGUCAUUUUCCUGGAAUCAACUCUCAUUAUUUGGGAGGCUGUCAGUACAAAAUGUGGCAGGCCAUUAGAGCCUCAUCUGCUGCUCCAGGCUACUUUGCAGAAUAUGCGUUGGGAAAUGAUCUUCAUCAAGAUGGAGGUUUGCUUCUGAAUAACCCUUCAGCAUUAGCUAUGCAUGAGUGUAAAUGCCUUUGGCCAGAUGUACCAUUAGAGUGCAUAGUAUCCUUGGGCACUGGACGUUAUGAGAGUGAUGUGAGAAACACGGUGACACACACAAGCCUGAAAACCAAACUUUCUAAUGUUAUCAACAGUGCUACAGAUACAGAAGAAGUCCAUAUAAUGCUUGAUGGCCUGUUACCUCCUGACACCUAUUUUAGAUUCAAUCCUGUAAUGUGUGAAAACAUACCUCUAGAUGAAAGUCGAAAUGAAAAGCUGGAUCAGCUGCAGUUGGAAGGGUUGAAAUACAUUGAAAGAAAUGAACAAAAAAUGAAAAAAGUUGCAAAAAUAUUAAGUCAAGAAAAAACAACUCUGCAGAAAAUUAAUGAUUGGAUAAAAUUAAAAACGGACAUGUAUGAAGGCCUUCCAUUCUUUUCAAAAUUGUGAUCAGUAUAUGCAUAUGUUCUGAUAAAUGAAGGCCUGUUCAGAAGACUCACCAAAUUCAAUAAGGAAUUGUGGGUUCAACUUGUUUUAACUUUAAAAUACUUAUGAAUUCUGGAGAAUCCUGAAAAAGGUGGUGCUUUGACUAGCUUGCACAGCAGAGAGAAUAUUCUUGAUUACAGAAUUCAUAAUGGGAAUUAGGCUUUUAAGAUGUUAAUAAUUAACUAAGCUUUAGUAAUCUUACUGUGGUUUUAGUAAAUUUUGGUGUUAUAUUGUUUGAUGUUUGAAAAUUUAUUAAUAUAUGUGCUGAACAAGAAACUGAAAGCUAUAUUGUACUUUGUAUUUUUACUUUAGUCCUCAUUAUCAUGUUGAAUUUAUGUGAUCAUUGAUUUUAUUUCAUAUGGAAAAGCUAAUUUCUUCUUAAAUUUACAUUACCUGAUAUUCUCACUAGCUACGUUCUGCAGUCCACACUGCCUUUAUUGUAAUAGCAUCUAAAUAGAUGAAGAAAAAUGGAAUUUUCUCCAUUAAAAUAUUUUACAUUUGAAUAUAAAAGAACCAGAUACAGUUUUCUAUUCAGGUGUGUUUAACAUUGGUUAAAAAGGAUAGGUGAAGUUCCAGUCAACUACUUUUUCCCCCUGAAAUUUCAAGAUAAUGCUGUAUUAACUUUUCUAGAUCUAACACUAGCUUAUCCCUCCCUGUUAUAAAAUGGUUUGAACUUACUGAGAAAAUAUUCCUAUCAUUAACGAAAAUAAACUUUUUAAGUAAUCUGUUGUUAAA
Messenger RNA from Saimiri boliviensis boliviensis (Bolivian squirrel monkey), 3497 nucleotides. It is a transcript of the gene PNPLA8, whose product is annotated as patatin like domain 8, phospholipase A2. Gene Ontology annotation, cellular component: membrane. NCBI's taxonomy places the organism in Eukaryota, Metazoa, Chordata, Mammalia, Primates, Cebidae. The record is from RefSeq and is a predicted model, not a curated record. Gene Ontology annotation, biological process: arachidonate metabolic process.